AUGGAAGCCGUGCGAGGGCAGCGUGCCGCCUCCCCGCUUCGAGUGACUUCGCGCCGUCUCUUCGCCAAUGCGGGGGCCACCCCUCCGCCCAGCUCCGGCGGCGGCGGCGGCGGACAUGCGGGCUUAUGGAGCCGCCUGCUGCGCGAUCCGGCGUUUGGGGUUUAUUGGGAAUUGGCUGGGGCAGCCACGGGUUUCUCGGCCUGGGUGGGCUACACCUACUACACCGACCCCCCCUUCCGCACGCGCCUCAACGACUUCUGGGCCUCCCUCUCCUCUUCCUCCUCCCCCUCGCCGUCGCCGCCCACCACCACCACCACCGCCGCCUCACCAAAGCCAUUGGUGACCCACGAGCAACAGGAGCAGGAGCAGGAGCAGGAGCAGCAGGCGGGGGACAACGCACCAGCUGCCGGUGCGCCGCUCUUGGCCGCGCAGGUCCAUGGCACCGCCUUUGGCUCCGCGCUCGAGAGGAGCGGAUUCACCGAAGCACAAAUUAUUGAGUCGCUCGCGGACAAUAAUAAAACUGAAUAG
Messenger RNA from Acanthamoeba castellanii str. Neff, 528 nucleotides. RefSeq lists its product as uncharacterized. The record is from RefSeq and is a predicted model, not a curated record. NCBI's taxonomy places the organism in Eukaryota, Discosea, Longamoebia, Acanthamoebidae. Bases 1 to 528 code for a protein of 175 amino acids. The transcript is spliced from 2 exons.